GUCUGCUGUUUUUCAAAGCCAGGGGUGUGUAACUAUAAAAUGCUUGUAUGUAGGGGGUUUCUGUCUUGCAUAGUAAAAAUGUGAAUAUCAAAAAUGUCAAAUAAUAUGAGAUAUAUUUACUUAAGAAUUGAUUUUAAUAUAAAAAAAAAACUAUAUGUACACUUUUCAAAGAAGAAAGUAAUAAUAUAUACACUUUUUGUGUAAUUUGUAAUGCAAAAUUGCUUGCACAGGCACAAACUCCACUGUUUUUGAUUUGCUUGUUUAAUGUGGGUCUUUAAGAACUUUAUGGCAGGUGGAAUACUGAAGUUGCCUUACACACUCCAUUGAGUAUUUAAAUGUAUUUUGUAUCGUUAAUCCUCGUAUGCAAUUAUUUCGUUACAGAGUUUAGGUGCCAUAUGUUUAUAUUCCCUUUUUGUUCUGUGCAUGAAGCUCUAUGUGUGGCUCCGCUGAACUCUAGGUCAUGCACCUGGGCAGAGACCACAGCACUGCAAACUGCUGCUCUGGAAAUAUGCAACAUUUUUUUAAUUGCUUUUGUUUAUGUGGGACAUAAUGUGAGACAUCACCACAUUUUCAGCUGUGAAACAUCCACUUUACGCCUCUAUGUAUGUUAGGGAUGAAUCCGUUUUCUUUUUUUUAUAACAGAUUUAAUAUAAUAGUAACAGCUAUUAUCGUUGGGCUCUGUUACAGAACAGAAUAAAGAAUGGCAUCAAUAGGUUUAUUUUGAUGCAGCACUUGUGCUGAUCCUUAUCUGUAUUAGGCAUGUGGGGUUUUAGAACGUGUACGUUAAAGUCCCAGUGACUGGUGUAAUGCUGUUAUACCGUGUCUGAUAGGCCCUGUGUGUCAUUUUAGGGUGUUGCAUUGAAGCCUCAGGGCCCUGUUAGCAUAGUUCCUCCCAUCAUCUAUGACAGAUAGAUAUCAAGACGAGAAAGUAUUAGCAACCUCCCUCAGCUAGCACACAAGUUACACACAGAUACGGAUACACAGCGGCGGCCUGACAAAAUGUUCCUUCUGUCACUGGCAUGGCUAUUGUUGACAGGACCACUUUGGACAUCUGAUUCCAAACAGAUUCUGCUGGAAGAAGAAGUCAGCAUUCGUUACCCUAAGAUCCUAAGCAAUGAGACCAUUGAUUGUGAUUGUGGCAAGUUUCCUUGUGACGCAGUCUUCUGGCUCCACAGUGACAUCAGUGGCAAAGUCCAGUUUCUAGGAAAAUGCAACAACGCUGAUCGUGUUACUGAUAACGUGGAUGAAAGACAUUUUAAACUCAGUAAAAGGGGCAGUAAGUCAUUUACGCUCCGUAUCAUCACUGUGACAAAAGAAGACAGAGGGAUUUAUUCUUGUGUCUUGAAGGACAAAAGUCUUAAUGAAAUGUGGAAGCCGGGGACUCUUCUACUGCCAGGAGAGACCCCACCAACACCACCUCCUAAGCCAAAACCCAAACCACCAUCCAAACCAACCUGUCGUUGCAAUACAGGCAACUCCAAGGGAGGCUGUGGCUCUAUGAUUCUUUGGCCUCUUGUCGGACUUCUUGGAGGCUUGGCUCUGGCUGUUCUCUGCACGCUGCGUUACUUUAGCCGACUACCAAGAAAGUGUCACCACCACUUUCCAAAGAAAAGGCAGACGUUCUAAAAAAAACCCUGCAUCUGCAUCUCAUGUAUUUUUAAGUGGCUGAAGUGCUUCGUUUGAGUAUUCUGUCCGGCCACGAAAGGCAUGAUUCACCCUUAAUAUCUGGUCUUCUAACAACAUCUCGAGUUUAUUUACGCUUAAAUGAACUCUCAGCAAGAAAAGACAUUUGCUUUUUCAACAGCAGCAGCAGCCAUGUAAGAUAUUGUAACAUAUUGACAGGCUUUUGUUAUGUAUAAGACAGAGUUCCACUAAGUUUAGUUUAAAGACCCAUGUUGUGCUUUUAAUCUGUAAUCUUUCUUUCGGUCUCUAAUCAGUGAGCUGCAUUUAGCGUAAUUUAUAAAGGUGGUUUUCAAUUAAUCAGAUAUUGAAUGUGCUGUGAACUGUUAUCAUUUAUUUUGAUGCAAAUAUCACAAAGUACACAAAUAGACAUACAGUAUUUGUGCAGUUUUCUGCAUUUUUUGCUUUCUUCUGUACUUAUUUGUGCUUUUCACAUUAUUACAGCAAUUUAGACACAGAACAAAAAGCACUGUCAUGUCGGUAUUUCUGUGAGCAUGCUUGUGUUUAAUCAAUAAAACUGUAUCAUUUCAGUCAUUUAUGGUGGUUAUGAGUGAUCUAAUUAUCCAAAAUGCAGCAUUGCCUAGAAAGUAAUGAUACUCAGGAGGUAUUUUGCAAUAGCAGAAGUGCUUCCUGUAAAAGCUACAGGUCAAGCACUGUGCAUGUUUCCCAGUGAUAGGAACAGAUAAGACGUUCUGGCUUUCAAAUGUUUGUUGCGUUGUACAUCUUAGAUGUCUGUGCCUGUCUAUGGAGAGGGCAUAGAGGUUUGAAAGUGGGCGUUGUACUUCCAUUGUCAAUAUUGUGCUUAGCGGAAGUUGAGUAGGUGAGUGACAGGGUUUGGUGUCUUCUUUUACUUUUGAUGUGUAAACUUGCAUCAUAUUCAGUUUCUCUUGAACUGCCAUGUAUGUGGCAACAAGCUUUGCUGUAUAAUGUUAAAUUACAGGCUACAAAGUCAUUUCAUAGUAAGUGUAAGUCUCUUGCUUCCUUAUUCACCCUCAUGUGCAUGCAUACAGAUACACACACACACAUACGCAAACCAACCCAGUUACACCUGCGUGAUUGAGAAGUGCAAAGACACAACUAAGUUCGUGGUUGAUUGGGUCGCAGGGAAUGUACGCAGCUCUUUCCUGUGUGCUGGAGCGCGAGGAUAUACCGAACUAUGUUCACUGAGAUGCUAUCGCUUCACUCAGCUUUGAGCUAUUCGUCUAGUCUCUGAAACAAAA
Messenger RNA from Oreochromis aureus, 2900 nucleotides. RefSeq names its product cd8 beta (gene cd8b). NCBI's taxonomy places the organism in Eukaryota, Metazoa, Chordata, Actinopteri, Cichliformes, Cichlidae. Gene Ontology annotation, biological process: regulation of immune response. Bases 1000 to 1626 code for a protein of 208 amino acids. The record is from RefSeq and is a predicted model, not a curated record. Gene Ontology annotation, cellular component: cell surface. Gene Ontology annotation, molecular function: MHC class I protein binding; coreceptor activity. The transcript is spliced from 7 exons.